This is a messenger RNA of Kwoniella botswanensis, 918 nucleotides long. RefSeq lists its product as uncharacterized. Gene Ontology annotation, cellular component: membrane. The record is from RefSeq and is a predicted model, not a curated record. The transcript is spliced from 7 exons. NCBI's taxonomy places the organism in Eukaryota, Fungi, Basidiomycota, Tremellomycetes, Tremellales, Cryptococcaceae. Bases 1 to 918 code for a protein of 305 amino acids.
AUGUCGAUGAACCAUCAUUUACCGAAGAAGAUCUCAUUAGUACCUAAGAAACAUCAUGGAUUUCAGUUCUUCUUGUUCUUGUGUGGUUUGCUACUACCCCCGAUCGCCGUAGCGGUCCGUUUCGGUAUAGGAAAAGAUUUCUUCAUCAACGUUUUCCUAUGUAUCUUAGGAUAUUUCCCUUGUCAUUUCCAUAACUUCUAUAUCCAAAAUAUACGAAACAACCAGAACAGAGCUCGUACACCCAAAUGGGCAAUCAAGCACGGUCUAGUCGACAAUUCCGACCGAGAACGACGAGCAAGGAAGAAUCAAUGGUCCAAACGAUUCGACGAGAGGAACGCACAUUCGACACUUAGAGAUCAAGAGUUGGAAGAGGGUGAGGAAGGUGGCAAUUACGAUCCUUCCAUCAGGUCUGAUCCUGAGGAAGUACAAAGAAGGAGGAAUGAAGGGUUAUGGACAAAUGAUGAUGAGGAGUAUUACAACGAGGACCAAGCUCCGAACCAGAGGAACUGGCAUUACCCAGCCAAUUUCGAGGGUACAGUAGGCGACGGCAGAUCUUACAAACGUGGUAAAUCGGGCACAUCAGGCGAUAGAUGGGAGCGAGCAUCAGCCCGAAGGUCUUCCAACGCUUCAUCCUCCGGUUAUCCACCUGUAGCAGCUACAGAUGCGGACGUACCAGAGUGGGGUAAAGAUUAUGGAUCCAAGAGAAGAUCAUCUAAGAACAAGAAAUCAAACAAUAAGAAAGUUGAUUGGAUAAAUGAUAGUCCUAAUGACUAUAACAACAACUCUUGGAGAAAUAACGGUUCACAAUCUAGUUUAUCGAAUGGUAAUGCCGGAGGUGGAAGAUCCAAUGGUAGACCUGCUGGUUCGAAUGGUAGUGGAAGGGCAGGGGGCGAUCCAAAUUGGGAUCAUGAAUUUUAA